This is a messenger RNA of Schizosaccharomyces japonicus yFS275, 1890 nucleotides long. RefSeq lists its product as hypothetical. The record is from RefSeq and is a predicted model, not a curated record. Bases 1 to 1890 code for a protein of 629 amino acids. The transcript has a single exon. Lineage: Eukaryota; Fungi; Ascomycota; Schizosaccharomycetes; Schizosaccharomycetales; Schizosaccharomycetaceae.
AUGAGAAUCUUUCUGAAUAACACCUUCGCUUUGAAACUGUUCGCGCUGGUUCUGUCUAUACUACUUCGUGUUAUCGACGGAUUGCAAACGAUUUUGUCUUACGAAGCGGAAAACUUCGUCCAGGAACAAGCUACUGCUGCUCUUGCAGAUGCGAACGAAUUGGAUACUUAUACAAACUUUAUUUACUGCAUGUUCAAGGACGUUGUUUACGAUUACGAUUCUUUGAAAUUCCGUGUGCUAUUUUACAGACAAUGCAUAUUAGCAGGGCGUAUAUUCUCUCGAGUUGUGGAUAUCGUCAAUCGGAAACUUGACAAGUAUAAACAUACCCCGUUUUCAAACACGGAUACUAUCAACAAACUUACCCACCUUCAACAUGUGCUAUUCACUACAAACAAAGUGUUUGACAGGCUUACUUAUCGUGCAAACAACAAUGUAUUUGUAAUCCGCUGGAUGAUUAUGUUUCCCAUAAUGCUUGUCGUGCGACUGGCACUUUCCCCACUGUUGGAAAAACCAAAACUUAAUAAGCUUAAAGAACCAGAAUUGCUGAACUCUCUUAACGAACCAUUUAGAUUUCAGAAACGCAAACGAGUUUAUCGUACAAUCCUUCAACUGACACAAAUUUCUGGUUUCUAUAAAUCCUCCUAUUUUAAACAGCAUGUACAGCUUUCUCAAGUUUUCAACAAAGCCUCUGUGUUAGGAGAGAAUGAAAGCUCGCACUUGCUAAUAGCACACUCUCCAGAAUUACUAUUUCUUAUAAACGAAGCUAGCAAGAAGACAGUUUUUGAAACAUCGCCUAUAGACGUGCUUGAUGAUGAAAUGCCCCACAGACUCAAUGGUUUGGGGAAACUGCUGCCACAAAGCAAACCUAUGUGGUCUCAGCCAAACAAUUUAAAAAAACAAGUUCGGCCUGAGACUUUAAACGUGCAAGAAGUUACAUCUAGUUCGAGGCCAAAAGAUCAGUUUUCAACAGAACUUCCAAACGGUGACAAGGAAAAUUCUACACAAUCAGAGCAAAGACCAAAACGGCUUUACAAAAGCGAUUGUAAAGAUAUAUUUGCAAAAGUGGGUUUUUACAACAAAGAUAACUUUAAGACCCUACACAUCAAGACAAACAACUUACUGACUCGUUUCGAGCGUAUAUACCAGGCGGAAGCUUACGCAAAAAAGGCAAAAGCGGAAGGCUUAAAACAACUGCCUGAACGAAACAAAGGUCGUAAAGUGGAUGGUAUUCCAAAGAAGUUUUGUUCCGAUUUGGUUCCCAAGGGUGUUUACGAAUGUUUACCUGAAGGAGAACUCCCGCUUGACUAUGAUACUUUAAGUUGGCUCAGUGGUUUUGUCGAUAUGACUGAAGACAAAAUGAAGAAAGAUGAAGAAUUAGGUCUUUCGGGAUUGAUGGAACACCAAGAAUCUGAAGAAGUGAAAUCUAUAAUGGUGAAUUACAGUGGUACGAAAACUUAUCACUCUUUAAAACCCCAUCCAGCUUUGUCUCAAGAACUUAAAAAUGAGUAUCUUGCUGCAACUGAAGAUACAGAAAGGAUGAAAAAACAAACUUGUGUACCAGAAGUAAGCAAUCUUCUUGUAGUACGUUUCCACUAUGAUAAACCAAAUGGAAUUGAGGUUCGGUUCAAGGACCAAGCGCUUGAUGAUCCCAAAGUAGCGAAGGCGCUUGAACGCUAUAAUAUUCGUCUGUUCGUUCAAAAAGUUGAGGAAAUUGAACAAGAGUCUUUUAAAGAAGCAGAUUUGCACAAGGAAGACUACGAAAACGCUAGCUUUCUAUGCAUUGAAAUUGAGAACAAAAAGACUGAGAAAAACUACAAGCUUGCCUUUCCAGAAGCGUUGCGCUCUGCGUCAUAUUAUUAUGAAAAAGUAGCUACCGGAGCAAUUGCAUAA